AUGAGGCGGUACUUAGUGGAAAUGACGCCAGUGGAACCGUUAGCAGAGAACCGCACGCGGAGAGUGGACCCGUUGCAGCAUUUCCAGUACUACGAGGGCGGGUGGGACCCCAGCAGCAAGGACUACUGGGCGGUAGCGCUCUCUCUAAUCCGUCCUCUUCCCUGCCCUAGCCUCUCCUCCCUUCCUUUCUUCCUCCCUUCCUUUCUUCCUCCAUCAUCCGUCACCCCCUCUCUUCUCCCUGUCCCUCUCUUCCUUUCCUCCUUCCCUUCCAUUCUUCCCCCAUCCCUCCACUUCCACCCCCACACCCAUUCUCCCCCAAUCCCUCCUCCCCCCCGCCCAUUCGCCCCCCAUUUCUCCCCCCACUUCCCCAAUUACCCCCCAGUCCGUGGCAUGGGCAGGGAUCUACGGCCUCGUCGUGGGGGCGGCAUGGGUCGUACUCGGUAUAAGCAUCCUCGCUUUCGCGCUCUGCGCGUGCCUCUUCUGCCGCAAGCGGUGGAAGGCCCGUCUGGACGGCGACCAGCCUCAAUACACGCCCUUCCAGAUCCGCGUGCCACUUGCCGCGCUGCUAUUGGCUGCAGUCGUCAUCCUGUGAGUGUGCCACUUGCCGCGCUGCUAUUGGCUGCAGUCGUCAUCCUCUGCCCGCGUCCCCUGCUCGCUCCCUGUGUCAUCCAGGGUGGGGACGGUGCUGUUGGUGGCGGGGGGGACGCUAUUUCACGGCUCAGCACCUAUCACAGCACCACGCAGUUCACCUAUCACAGCACCUAUCACAGCACCACGCAGUUCACCUAUCACAGCACCACGCAGUUCACCUAUCACAGCACCACGCAGGUGGGCUUCGCACUGCUAGUGGCGGGAGGCGUGUUAUUCCACAGCACCUAUCUCAGCGCCACGCAAUUCACCCUCGCCACCACACAAGCCCUCGUGGGGGCCACUCACAACCUCUCAGCCGCACUGCAAUGCUCUGCCAAUACCACGCUCUUUGAUGCUGUGAUUCCCAGUAAGGCCAUACUAUUCUCACUUGUCUGUUCCAAGGUGCGUUUUGAGUCGACUCAAAAGUCAUCUCGUUACAAUGGCACACGACACAUUCUCUGCCAAUACCACCCUCUUUGA
This is a messenger RNA of Closterium sp. NIES-65, 1110 nucleotides long. The record is from the annotation of a GenBank genome assembly. NCBI's taxonomy places the organism in Eukaryota, Viridiplantae, Streptophyta, Zygnematophyceae, Desmidiales, Closteriaceae.